Megalobrama amblycephala (Wuchang bream) is the source of this 2662-nucleotide messenger RNA. Its product is annotated as nuclear GTPase SLIP-GC-like. Gene Ontology annotation, molecular function: GTPase activity. Bases 157 to 2367 code for a protein of 736 amino acids. Lineage: Eukaryota; Metazoa; Chordata; Actinopteri; Cypriniformes; Xenocyprididae. The record is from RefSeq and is a predicted model, not a curated record. The transcript is spliced from 18 exons.
UCAGCACCUCAUACUGACUGCAUGAGAGGAAGUGUUUUGUAGCCCCACUUCCUUUAAUCUGAGAGAAGAGCACACAAACAUCUCAACAAGCAGCAGGAAGAGACACACCUGAUCUUUCCUUAAGACGAAGGAUAGGGACUUUCCAUCGAUCUCACAAUGGCUAGUCAAGGUACUAAAAGAAAGCGUGAUUGUGGAUCGAGCGUAGAGUCACCGCUGACAGCAGAUAUGGAGAUCAUGGAGAAUGCAAAGAAAAUCAUGAAAAGUGUCACUGACAACUUAGAUCAAUCUUUCUUGAUGUACAGAGACAUCAUUUCAAAGAUAAAUCAAAUGGAUGAAGUCAGCAGGAAGAAAGCAACCAUGGGGAUUUUUGGAAAAUCAGGAGAUGGAAAGAGUUCCCUGCUGAAUGCAGUCCUGGAGAAAAGGGAUUUUCUGCCGUCUGGUAGUUAUGGUGCAUGCACAGCCAUUAUUACUCAGGUGGAAGCCAAUCUGACUGACUCCAACUACAUAGCAGAGAUUGAACUCUUCUCUAAAGAGGAGUGGGAGAAAGAGCUUGAAGAUCUUUUCAACGUUUUGUCGGAUGAAAGUGACGACGUGGAUGAUGACUUGAUUGAAACUGCUAAAGAAAAGAUCUCUGCACUUUAUGGAGCUGAUGCAAAAAAGAAAACAUUAGAAGAGCUCAAGAAAGAUGACAAAUUUGCUGAGAUUGAAACCAUUUUGUCUACCACUAAGAAAACAAUCUCAAACACUGAUGUCUUUGAAUUUACCGACGAUGUUGCAAGUUACAUACAACACAGUGAGUCAAGUCCCGGUGACUGGUACUGGCCGCUUGUGAAGAGUGUGACGAUCAAAAUCCCAGAUCGUCAUGAACUUCUGGAACACGUUGUGCUUGUUGAUAUUCCUGGGACUGGAGACUGCAACAAGAUCAGAGAUGAUCUGUGGAAAUCUAAACUGAGAGAGUGCUCUUUUGUUUGGAUUGUGAGUGCUAUCAAUCGAGCAAUCAAAGACAAGGAACCCUGGGGGAUUUUAAAGUACUGUACUGAAGAAUUGGGACCAGGAGGAAAGUGCAAACGCAUUAAUUUCAUCUGUACAAAGACUGAUGAUAUCAAUCUACAAGGCUAUAUUAGAUCUGCAAGGCUUAGAAGAGGCCCACUCACAAGAUACAAGAAAAAAGAGUGCAUACUUCAUAGAAAUGAACAUGCCAAGGUGGACGUCAAAGAAAGGCUUGAAAACUCUGAUAUCAAGAAAAUACUCAACACUGACAAUGAUUUUCAAGUUUUUACUGUAAGUUCCAAUGCAUUCUUUGACCACGAAUUAAAUCUUGAACAUGGUGAAACAGGUAAAAUAUAUCCAUUGCCUUUAUUUUACUAUUAUAAAUCCCAAAGCUGCAGGAUUGAUCUGAGGAUUCUUAACCAGAACAUCAGGAGAGAACUGACCAGAGAUUAUGUCAAUGAAGCAAAGGGAGUUUUGUCCUUGAUCCAAAGUGUUCAACUGGAUACAGAAACGAAAACGGCUGAAAUGAAAGCCAGCAUUCACACGGAAUUACAGAAGAACCUACAGGAGGAACGAACUAAAUUGAAAAAGAGUUUUGUCAACAUUCAUAAUGUUCUGGAGCAGUGUCUCUCAAAGGGAGUGGAAGAAUCAGUGCAAUCAUGUGUUACUGCCACAAAGGACACGAUAUUACAUAAUAAGGAUGGAAGAAGAUUCCAUAGAAUCCUUCAAUCUAUGUGCAAGAAUGGUGGAUGCUAUUUGCCGAAAAAUAGGGAUGAAAAACUAUACCUAGACCUAAACAAGGAAUUGGCCAAAAACCUGCAUGCAUGUCUUCAAGAUGAUUUCAACAAGAUUUUCCCUGUGGAUGUAAAAACAGGGAAGUCACUGCAGGAGGAGAUUGAUAAGUUCAGUAUUAUCCAGAGUGCCUCUGCUCAUCCCAGAUCUUCAUUGCAACGACACAUUCAGAAAUACAUCAGAACAGAGGAAACUAAACUGAAGGCAAGUCUCAACAGAGAAAUUGUUGAUAUAAAGACGGAAAUCUACUCAUCAAUCCACAAAACUAUUGAGAGGGAAAUGGCUCCUCACUAUAAAAAAGCUGCAGCAGUGACUGGAAUCGGAUCCAUGAAGAAAAGGCAAGAAAUGUUGAUAACCUCAGUCGACAUGAUAAAACAUGACAUGUUCAACAAUGCAAAAAAGGAAGUGCUUAAAAGGUUCAAUAACUUAAAGCUGUGCAUAAAUGAUGAUCUUAAAACAGAACUGAAGAAAUCAAUGGAACUCUCACUGUUACAACCCAGCAAAAUCACAUUAAUGGAUGUUUCCAAAGAGACUGAACAGCUGGAGUCACUGUCAGGACAACUGGAGAGACUUUCAGAGCAAUAAAAUGCCCAAGAGAAAUGGCACAAUUAACAGAAGAAACAAACACGUUAAAAUGUACGGUGAAACAUAAUAUUUUUUCUACUCAAUUUUUUAAGACUCAAGUCUUUAAAACCUCAUCUUUUCUCAUUAAAAUGACAUAUUUUCUCGUAAUGUGUAAUUAAAUGAAUUGCGUUCAUAUUCUGGGCUCAACUGCUUUGCUUUACAUAGUAUGGUUUAUUAGUAUGAUGUUUACUGAGUUUGGUCUUUUAAUUUCACUGUCUUAGUACAUUAAAGGAUUAGUUCACUUUUAAAUAAACUU